Paracoccidioides lutzii Pb01 is the source of this 1560-nucleotide messenger RNA. Its product is annotated as S-adenosylmethionine decarboxylase proenzyme. Gene Ontology annotation, biological process: spermine biosynthetic process; spermidine biosynthetic process. Gene Ontology annotation, cellular component: cytosol. The record is from RefSeq and is a predicted model, not a curated record. The transcript has 2 exons. The coding region runs from base 1 to 1560 and encodes 519 amino acids. Gene Ontology annotation, molecular function: adenosylmethionine decarboxylase activity.
AUGGUCAACAUCGACAUUCCGAAGAAUUACACGGCAUCCCCUUCGUCAUUCGUGGGGACAUCGUCGUUGACAAUUAAUCAUGAGGCUACCUUGGAUCUCGAUUCGAGCAAUGCCUUCGAAGGUCCCGAAAAACUUCUAGAGGUCUGGUUUGGCUCAUCCCCCAAGAACCUUCUUGGAUCGACAGAACCGACGGGACUCAAGGCGGUUCCAGCAGAGAUAUGGAAGGAUAUGCUUGAUCUUGUCAGUUGCAAGGUGCUGUCAAUCAUCGAAUCGGACGACGUGGAUGCGUACCUACUCUCAGAAUCCAGCAUGUUUGUGUUCCCACACAAGCUCAUUCUCAAGACCUGUGGGACCACUACCUUGCUGUCCGGAUUACCUCGUAUCCUCGAGAUCGCAGCCCUCUACGCGGGUUUCCCCAAGAAUACUACUCCAGCGUCCUGUGGAAUUGCCACUGCAGCUGCUCCGUACCGUGUCUUCUAUAGCAGAAAGAAUUUCCUCUUCCCUGACCGCCAGCGUGGGCCCCAUCGCAGCUGGAGAGAUGAGGUCAAGACAAUGGACCAGCUAUUCCUGGGAGGUAGCGCGUACAUGAUUGGCAAGAUGAAUGGCGAGCAUUGGUAUCUCUAUCUGACUGAGCCUUACACCAUCUUGACUCCCCCGUCUACGCCAGGCAACGAGACCCCCGUGAAGGUUCUUGAAUUCCCCGAGCAUUCAAAAAUGGCAGCUCGCUCAACAAAGGAAGACGAGGAAAACGACGAAACUCUCGAAAUACUCAUGACAGACCUAGACGAGGAGAAUGCAAAACAAUUCUACCUCGACCAUGCGAGUGCGGUCGCAGAAGGUCGUCAUCGCCUGCAACGAAAAGAGAAGGAAGCCCACGACGAUGAACAUCUAGACGUCUUCAACAACUCCGACACCAGCGACCUGGGUUCGGACAUGGAUCAAUCCCUACCCUCCGAAUUAACAACCGAAGGCCAUGGCCUCGGAACCAUAGUCUCCGAAUCUUGUGGUCUCUCCGACAUCUACCCAACCAGCCAAUACCCCGGUGCUCGCGUCGACGCCUACCUAUUCACACCGUGCGGCUUCUCCGCUAAUGGCGUCGUUCCGGCACCCAACGGCAGCUCAGGCUCCCACUACUUCACCGUCCACGUCACGCCAGAACCACACUGCUCCUAUGCGUCCUUCGAGACGAACGUACCCCAACUCCAGAGUGGGCGCGAAACGUCCGAAAUCGUCGACCAUGUCGUUGAUAUUUUUAAACCGGGUCGAUUCAGCGUGACGUUGUUUGAAGCUAAGAAGCCCGUCUAUAAGAACCACCAUGCUACUUCCGCUGCGACUGCGACUACCGAUGGAGUUAAAGCUGUGGCAGAUAUCCUUGUCGAUGAAGAUGAGCAUAUGAAUCUCACGGCGGCAGCACGCAAUGCCAAAAUGGAGCGGAUCCCCGGCUACCGUCGUGUCGAUCGCAUUGUUCAUGAGCUGGAUGGGUAUGAUCUUGUCUUCCGCUAUUACGAACGCAAUGAUUGGAGGGGUGGGGCGCCGCGGAUCGGGGAGCGUGCUUUUUAA